Messenger RNA from Micropterus salmoides (largemouth bass), 2739 nucleotides. It is a transcript of the gene adka, whose product is annotated as adenosine kinase a. The coding region runs from base 72 to 1196 and encodes 374 amino acids. Gene Ontology annotation, cellular component: cytosol; nucleus. Lineage: Eukaryota; Metazoa; Chordata; Actinopteri; Centrarchiformes; Centrarchidae. Gene Ontology annotation, biological process: purine ribonucleoside salvage. The record is from RefSeq and is a predicted model, not a curated record. The transcript has 11 exons. Gene Ontology annotation, molecular function: adenosine kinase activity.
CUCAUCGGGGUUAGCACGACCGCGUUUUCACACCGGGAGAGGUGAUUAAUGUUCAACGUGCCAGGUCAGACAUGGCUUCCGAAGAACCAAAAGCAAAGAAACAAAAACUUUCAGAGGAGGAGAAGACAGAGCCUCCAACCAAAAAGCCUCCUGCCAAACUAAGCCCUAACUCACUCUUUGGCAUGGGAAACCCCUUACUGGACAUCUGUGCUGUAGUGGACAAAGACUUCUUGGACAAGUACACUCUGAAACCCAAUGACCAGAUCCUGGCAGAGGGAAAACACAAAGCACUAUUUGAGGAGCUAGUGAAGAAGUUCAAAGUUGAAUACCAUGCUGGAGGAGCCACACAGAACGCAAUAAAGAUUGCUCAGUGGAUGAUCCAAGAACCCCAUAAUGUGGGCACGUUCUUUGGCUGCAUUGGCAAAGACAAGUUUGGAGAGAUCCUAAAGCAGAAGUCUGAGGAGGCCCACGUUGAUGCCCACUACUACGAGCAAGAUGAAGAGCCCACAGGGACAUGUGCUGCUUGCAUCACCGGAGAUAACAGGUCUCUGGUAGCUAACCUAGCUGCUGCCAACUGUUAUAAGAAGGAUAAGCAUCUAGACCUGGAAGAAAACUGGAAGCUGGUGGAAAAAGCUAAAGUCUACUAUAUUGCUGGUUUCUUCCUCACUGUCUCUUUGGAGUCAAUUCUGAAAGUGUCGAAGCAUGCGUCUGAAAAUAACAAGCUGUUUUGCCUAAACCUCUCCGCGCCUUUCAUCUGCCAAUUCUUCAAGGAUAAGCUCAUGCAGGUUAUGCCCUACGUUGAUGUGCUGUUCGGCAAUGAGACGGAGGCACUUGCAUUCGCUAAAGAGCAAGACUUCGAGACCGAGGACAUUAAGGAAGUUGCCAAGAAAGCCCAGGCUUUGCCCAAAGACAACACAAAGAGACAAAGGAUUGUAGUGUUGACCCAGGGGAAGGACGAAACUGUGAUUGCUUUGAGUGACAAGAUCGAGACAUUCCCUGUAUUGAAGAUUGACCCCAAGGACAUUGUUGACACAAACGGUGCCGGUGAUGCGUUUGUAGGAGGUUUCCUGUCUGAGCUUGUUCGGGAGAAACCACUGGAUAAGUGCGUGAAAGCGGCACACUACGCUGCCAAUGUCAUCAUCAGACGAGCAGGUUGCACUUUUCCAGAGAAGCCUGACUUCAACUCCGACCCAUGAUUUCCUCUACAACCACUACCCUGAUUUGUCAAAUUUUAUUUUAUUUUUUUUAAAUCAGCCAAACGUCCAUGUUCAUUUUCAAUUCGUCUGGAUAAUUUCUUACCUAUUGUUACUUGGGAUCUCCUGAAAUGUGUGCCUGUCCCUGUGUUCUCCACUUGGGGCCGCUAGAGGAUCAUGCAGCCAAGGGCUAAGGAAGAUUUGUUUCUACACUAAUGACCUUAAAAGAAUCAUGACACCACAUGAAGUAAUAAUUUUGCUUAGGAUCUAAACUGUUAAAGUUGUUUUUAUGGACAGUCAUUUUGGGAUUGUUUCUAAAUGUAUUUUGGCUUUGACGCUUCCAGCGUCCGGCUGCACUGAUGCCCAUCAGACUGUGCUGCGAAAACUCGUGUUGACAUCUCCCGAGUUUCUUCUCUUUGGAGACAGAAUCAAAGAACAGGGUUAUUUCCACACUGGGAGGACACAUUUUACACUAAGGAAUGAAAUAUCACUGUCAAGGAGGUUUUGGAUAUUGCAUUUAGUUGUGCAGCAUUGAUUUGUUUUAGACUUUUUUUUAAAAAUAGUAAUUAUUACUGAUUAUGACUUUAGAUUUGUUACUAUUUUAAUUCAACAGGCCAGUUAUGAAUCCAAAUGGUUUUCUUUUAAGCGUACACUUUUUAACGUGUCAAAGACUCACCCACUGAGUCCUGUGGCCGCUGUUAAAUGUCAGCUUUACUGUGUCAGGGAAGUUCAGAAGUUAAAGUCACCAUUGUGGAAGUUUAUUUUUCCUCAUGCUGUUCUGUGGGGCAGGUGCUUGUAAUGAGUGCCUCCCCCCCAUUGUUUCUCUGUAAAAGGUGUACGGAGGCCCACAGGUGUUAUGUGAAUCUGCAUUUGUCUGUGCAGACCAGUGAUGGUCAACUGGUGGCUUAUGGGGUGGAAAUGGACGCACAAAAUCUCUAAAAUGCAUGUAAUGGAGCUGGGAUUGUUGGAAAAAUGUCAUUGCAUUUUUAUGUUCUGUCAGGUGAAUACACUGGGCAUUCAAAAUUAAGACUUUACCUCCACUGAUUAUUUUUCACCAGAAUUAGUGGACUGUGCUCUUUCUGGAUGUUUGUUGAUCUCUUGCAAUAUCAAAGAACAGGUAACCUGACUUCAGGACCGUCCGCCUUGCCAAAUCAGAUGUAAAUGGAAUGGAAAUAUGCCUUUUCACUUAAUUAGAUUUUGAAAUGUUUGGAAGAUUUUGUCGGAUGUUUGUAUGGAAGAUACAAAAAAAACAAAGAAGAAACGAUUGGGAGUGGGCUCAGGCCACACUGUGAUAUGGGGCCAAACAUUUCAAUAUUUACCUGAGAUUGUGUUUUCUGAAUACUACGAGAUGUUUUGAGACUUGUGUAUGUGUUGGAUGAAAAUUAUACACAUUGCCUCUCUAGCCUGUUUCUUUAAAUGGUAAGGUACACCAAAAAAACCUUAUGUGGCAAAUUCUUUCUGGUCUCAAAUGGCACUCAAGUUGCUCGCCUCUGUGCUAGAUGCUGUUGCAUAAAAUCUUCAAAUAAAACUUGCAAGGUUGAUCCUA